GCGAUGAAUCACAUCUCCCCAUAAUCAUCGAGUCAUUGGGACGCGCGCUUUGGAACGUCGCCCAAAAUUCGCUUCAAAAGACCCCACGCACGGCCGAGACAUCGGUAUACUGAGAGCUCGUCAUUGAUAAAGACAGAGCUGCGGACGGACGACCCGCCAUCGUCCAGAUACUGUAAUAUAUAGCAAAGGUCUUACAGACGACAUCGCAACCCAAUAUCCCAGAAGGAGCACCAGCAAUAUGAUAGGCCGAGUGGCAACACGAAAGUCGGUGGAAUGUUUGAAGGCGACAUGCACAGCAGUCCGCUUUCGUCCUUUAUCCCAAGCAGCAGCCUCCCUAAACUACUACGACGAGCCCCAUGCGUCCCCUAGUUUCGCGAACACCAAACACUUUCUGACGCUUCGAGACUUUACAACGCCGCAAAUCCUGCAGCUGAUCCGUCGCUCCCUGGAACUGAAACAACUCAUUCGCAGCCAUCCGUCCGAGGCGCGGUCGAGGGAACAGGCGCUGGCUGGUCGCACAAUGGGGAUGAUCUUUACGAAACGCAGCACGCGGACGCGAGUGUCAGCAGAGACCGGCUGGGCUUAUUAUGGAGGGCAUUCGAUGUUUCUGGGGAAGGAAGACAUCCAGAUCGGAGGUGGGGAACCCUUGAAAGACACGGCGAUUGUUGUCAGCAGCAUGGUGGACGUGAUUUUGGCCCGGAUGGGAGGGCAUGAGGAAAUCGAGAUCCUCGCAGCGAAUUCCUCCGUCCCAGUCAUCAAUGCGCUCACCGCCAAAUAUCACCCGCUUCAAGCCCUCGCCGACAUCAUGACGCUCUACGAGUCUAGCCUGCCAAAUGCCCUCACUCAACCCACCUCCUCCGAUCUACCUUUACCGCUCCUUCCGCCGUUGAAGGUAGCAUGGAUCGGUGACGCCAACAACAUCAUACACUCCCUUCUCGUCUCGCUACCGCGUUUAGGUCCCAUCGAGCUCACCGUUGCUACACCGAAAGGUUACAACUGCGACGCAGAUGUCGUAAACUUUGCCAUUGGCGAAGCCACGGGCGGGGCGGAGAAGGGCACCGUUCACUUCACAAAGGACCCGCGGGAGGCCGUGCGCAACGCCGACUUUGUCAUCACGGAUACGUGGGUGUCAAUGGGACAAGAGAGCGAAAAGGCGAAGCGGAUAAAGGAUUUUGAUGGGUUUAGGAUUACUGAGAAGAUGGUGAAAGAUGGGGGCGGUAAGCCGGAUUGGAAGUUUAUGCAUUGCUUGCCGCGCAAGAUUGAGGAGGUGGAUGACGAGGUGUUUUACAACCCAAACCGAUCCAUUGUCUUCCAAGAAGCGGAGAAUCGCAAAUACACAGUGAUGGCGGUGUACGAGAUGCUCAUGUCUUGGACCCACGCCAGGAAUUAAGCGUACCCCUGUUUGACGAGAACCACGGCGUCAAGUACUCUAGCAAUCUCUUUCACGAUAGAUAUAGACGUGUCGCUUGCCUGGGAACAUGUUUCUUCCCUGGGAAUCAAGAGACGCUUGGCCUACAUCAUUCCUCUCACAUUCAACAACUGCAGGUGUCGCUGCCCCACUAGUGGUUCACUCACACCGAGCCCGUCUGUCAUCACACCUCCUACGCAUAGUACCUACUAUGCAUGAGCCUUAAGCCUCAAGGUUCCGUAUGUCACGGACUCAAAGCCCCGGGGGGAGUGGGUGAGAGGUGCGAUCGAUUGCAAUGAUGCGGGCGGAUGGAAUAAAUGACGCCAAAAUGACCGAUCAGCCCAUCCCGCCUGCAUGCAUGCAGCGUGCA
This is a messenger RNA of Fimicolochytrium jonesii, 1778 nucleotides long. RefSeq names its product mitochondrial ornithine carbamoyltransferase. Gene Ontology annotation, biological process: L-citrulline biosynthetic process. The record is from RefSeq and is a predicted model, not a curated record. Gene Ontology annotation, cellular component: mitochondrion. The transcript has 5 exons. Lineage: Eukaryota; Fungi; Chytridiomycota; Chytridiomycetes; Spizellomycetales; Powellomycetaceae. Bases 239 to 1390 code for a protein of 383 amino acids. Gene Ontology annotation, molecular function: amino acid binding; ornithine carbamoyltransferase activity.